AUGCGGUUCUCAGACUUCCAGCCGCCGCUCUGUGCCGAGAUCCUCGCAGAGACCGAUGCUCGUGGCUUCGAGUACAUGACCCCCGUACAGGCAGCUACACUGCCUCUCCUCCUAUCCAACAAGGACGUGUGCGUCGAUGCGUGCACGGGUAGCGGCAAGACGCUGGCCUUUGUCCUGCCCAUCGUGCAGCUGCUCAAGUCCAAGCUGGCAGACGGCAGCAUCACGACGCCCCGUCGGACCGACCUCACCAAACUCGUGGCGAUGAUCAUCUCUCCCACGCGUGAGCUCGCGCGCCAGAUAUUCGAGUGCGCCGAGACGUUCGUGGCCCGUGCGCUGCCUCAUGUGCAGCUGCUGCUGUUUGUAGGCGGAACGAGUGUCGACGAAGACUUGUCAUUGAUUCGAGGAGCUACGGGGAAAUGCUCAGUGGUUGUGGGAACACCGGGCCGAACGGAAGACUUGCUGAACCGCUGCGUGGGCUCUAGUGUCGAGACCCGCGAGUUUGAGAUGCUCAUUCUGGACGAAGCUGACACUAUCCUGGACAUGGGCUUCGAAGUGAGUCUCAACAAGAUUCUCGCACACUUGCCGAAACAACGACGGACCGGAUUGUUUUCGGCCACGCAGACCCAGGAGGUGAAGGCGCUCGCACGUGCAGGGCUGCGAAAUCCAGCGACGAUUUCGGUACAAGUGGCGAACAACACACAAGUGACUCCAGCCACGUUGCAGAAUUACUUUUGUUUAGUUGGCCAAGACCAACGGUUGUCGGCGCUGCACCACUUUGUACUGACGAAGAAAGACGAGAAGCUCAUUGUGUUUUUCUCGACGUGUGGAUCUGUGGACUUCUUUGGACGCGUGCUGGAAAAGCUGCUCAGCGAAAAGGCGAAAUUUCCAGUUGUGUCGCUGCAUGGUAAGAUGCCGCAGAAGAAGCGGACGACUAAUUAUGACCAUUUCUCCACGUUGAAGUCUGGACUACUCGUGUGCACGGAUGUCGUUGCGCGUGGCAUCGAUUUACCUGAUGUGGACUGGAUCGUGCAGUAUGACCCGCCACAAGACCCGAACUUUUUCGUGCACCGUGUGGGGCGAACGGCCCGUGCAGGACGCUCUGGUUGUGCGCUUUCAUUCUUGUCGUCGAACGAGGACGCGUAUGUGAAUUUUCUGAAGAUUCGCAAAGUGCCGUGCGAAGAGAUGAUGCUUCCGCUCGACACGAUGGAGGAUGUCCUGCCAAAGGUAAAGUCGCUGAUUUUAGAAGAUCGUGAUUUGCUUGAAAAAGGCACAAAGGCUUUCAUAUCUUUUGUACGCUCGUACAAGGAACACCAGUGCCAGUUUAUCUUUCGGUUCAAGGAGCUUGAUCUGGGUGCGGCAGCUCGUGGAUUCUGUUUGCUGCAAUUGCCCAAGAUCAAUGAGCUACGCAAUGUGCGCAUCAACUUUGAGAAGACUGAUGUGAAGAUCACGGACAUCAAGUUCAAGGACAAGACUCGUGAAAAAGAGCGUCAGAAGAAGCUGGUAGUGAUUGCGAAGGAGAAUGAAGCUCGCGACAGAAAGGAUGCUGAAAUGCGCGAGAAGAAGCGCAAACGGGCGCUGGAGGACGAAGACCGAAAGCACCCACGUCGGCGCGAAAAGAAGAAGGGUUUGCACCAGCAGAUCAUUGAGGAAUGGGAAGAGUUGGCUGAGGAAGAAAAACUGUACAGGAAGAUGAAGAAGGGCAAGAUCACGGAGAAGGAGUACGAGAAGUCGCUGCUGGGCAAGGUGGACGAUUCUGACGAUGAAGACGACGACGACGAUGCCGGUGAAGGCAGCAAAAAGAAAAAGCCGAAGUGGCAACGUGCAGAAGAGAAGCUAAAGGAGCAGUUUAGAAAGAAGGAACCGGUCGUGAAGAAGACUGCAGAGCAGAAACGUGAGGCUGCCAAGCGCGAGGAACGCAUUCGUAAGCGUAAAAAGUCUCAGCACGUCCAACGCGCUUUGCAAAGAGCCCAGCGCCGUGCCCGGCGCUAG
Hyaloperonospora brassicae is the source of this 1989-nucleotide messenger RNA. The record is from the annotation of a GenBank genome assembly. Lineage: Eukaryota; Oomycota; Peronosporomycetes; Peronosporales; Peronosporaceae.